AUGUUGUCAAUUAAAUAUUCUGUAGUCUUAUUUAUAACCGCAAUACUUUUUAAUAUCGCGAAUGGAGCCAAUCCAAAUUAUAUGCUUCAACUUGUUAAUGCUGAACGUAAAAAAAACAAUUCACCUGCGCUGACUUUAGAUUCUCGACUUACUAGGGCUGCUCAAAACCAUGCUAAUUAUAUGGCAAGCAUUCAAAAGUUAACUCAUGAUGAUAAAUCGGGAAACAUUGGUGAUCGGAUUAAAGCUCAGGGUUAUAGUUGGUCUGUGGUUGGAGAAAAUAUUGCUUUCGGUCAAAAAAAUGAAGAUGAAGCUAUGAAAUCAUGGAUGAAUUCUCCACCUCAUAAGGCGAAUAUACUUGAUAAAAGAUUCAAACAUUUAGGUGUAGGAUAUUCAAGUAAUGGCAAUUAUUGGACUCAAAAUUUUGCUGCUCCAAUUUAA
Messenger RNA from Cetraspora pellucida, 438 nucleotides. The record is from the annotation of a GenBank genome assembly. NCBI's taxonomy places the organism in Eukaryota, Fungi, Glomeromycota, Glomeromycetes, Diversisporales, Gigasporaceae.